CUUUUACGUAGAGUGUGUGUGGCAUCAACGCGAUAUGAAACCAGAAUCUAUCGUAAUCGUCAGCGGAAAGAAAGAGGACCAGACGAAAUUGCUAAAUGACUCUGAAAACAAGCAUGAUCCAGUAAUAUUAUUGGAUAUAAGUCCAUCAAAAAUGGCUUCGACAAAAAAACUAGCAAUCUGUGCCACUGGAAUUUUCGUUUGUUACUUUUACUAUGGGAUUCUACAGGAAAAAAUAACCAGAAGUACUUACGGCGAUGGAGAAAAAUUCACCUUUACACCGACUCUUGUUUUUAUACAAUGUAUUGUCAAUGCACUAUUUGCUAAAAUUAUGUUGCAUACCUUUAUGAAGCAAGGAGAAGAUAAUACAAAACAAAUCUAUUAUGCUGCUUGUGGAAUGUCAUAUUUAGGUGGCAUGGUUACUAGUAAUAUGGCAUUAGAACAUGUCAAUUAUCCAACUCAAGUUGUUGGCAAAUCAUGUAAACCUAUACCUGUGAUGAUUAUGGGUGUUCUGAUUGGUAAAAAGAAAUACACCCUUCAGAAGUAUCUCUUUGUGUUUAUGAUUGUUGUUGGUAUCUGCAUCUUCAUGUACAAAGACAAACCAUCAUCUGCUGAUGUUGCAGAGAGCUCGCUUUUAGGAAUAGGAGAAAUGUUGCUGAUUGCAUCUUUGAUAUUGGAUGGAUUUACAGGUGCUAUCCAAGAUAGGAUGAGAGCCGAAUAUCAACCAAAAUCAUGUCACAUGAUGUACAGCAUGAAUAUGUGGUCUGUUCUUAUACUAGGCAUAGUUGUUUUAGUGACCAGUGAAAUUUGGAGUUUUCUUGCAUUUGUGGAGAAAUAUCCUUACAUCAUUUUUAACAUGCUCAAUUUUUCAUUGAUGAGUGCUAUUGGUCAGAUAUUUCUAUUUCUGGUUGUAAGUGACUUUGGACCACUCGUUUGCUCCAUCAUAACUACCACCAGAAAGUUUUUCACAGUUUUAGGUUCUGUAUUUUUCUUUGGGAACACUUUAAUUGGUCGUCAGUGGCUCGGAACCCUCCUAGUCUUUGCAGGAUUGACAUUAGAUAGUCUGUAUGGGAAACAAGGUCCACCAAAGAAGGCUUAACUUUAUGCACUCCGAUACUUACAGGGAAGUUUUUUUUGUAAAAAAUUUUUAAAAAAAGAUAUAGAAUUACAAAUCUUUAUUUUACUGUGAUAUGAUUUGUAAUACAAACUAUAUUUAUUAUUGGAUCUGUGGAAGCUAAAAGAAAGCUAUCCCAUCUAAUAAGACUGUUGGCAAAACUUUAUUUAAAAAAAGAAAUCUUAUUUUCUGUAUUAAAAUUUAAGUUUUUAGAAAAUAUUUAUAAUAUUUAUUAGACCUGAUAUAAUUUUAUCGUGAUUGUAAUCAGGUAACUGUCAUCAGCUAAUGGACAAGUAUUUUAACAGGAUUUUGUUGCAUAUUUUACUAUUUCAAUAAGAAAAAGUCUGAAAAUGUAAUUAAACCAUGCAUUUAGAGAGAAAAACCUUCAAAUAUAAUAAAUUUCAUCUAUAUGUUACCUACAAACUCAAAUUAGUUUUAAUGUUUUUAAAAUAUCGCACGCCGGCAAGAAAAGUGAUACAAGUAAAAGAACAGCAUUUGAGAAAAAUAAACUUAAAUAAAACUAUAAAACUUAUUCUGAAAUAGCACAAUCUAGAGAUGACACUUUUUGAGCUUGAUGGGGCACUUCAUAACCUCAAAAUUGCCAUUUUUUGACUUGUGCCACUUUUCUUGCCAGGGUGUGAUUAAUUUUUGUGUAACAAAAACAUUAUUCAAAGAAUAUUUUUUUUCUUUUAAAGUUAUAUUUAAAGGUAUACUGCCAACAAGGAUAAGAAAAAAAAUCCAGAAAUUUUACGAAAUAAUAUAAAUUUAAUGAUAAUUGUUGCAUAAUGUACUAAAUAUUUUACACGUAUGGAAUUUAGAGAUUUUUAUAGUCAUGAAAAUAGGAAAGCUGCAAUAUUUUCCAGUUACGAUUGACAUCAAACAUAUUUGAAAUGUUAUGUAUUAUGUUUACUUUAAAUUUGAAUAUUAUUAGGCAGAAAAGAUUUUUUAAAUUAACUAAGAGAGUACUGAAAUAAAUUCUACAAAUGAGAUUCACUUUAUGUAUCAGUAAUACUUAUUUAAAUAUUCAAGCAAUAAUCAGGACAAAAAUUCUAUUUCAAUAGGGAAUUUUCUAAAAUGUUUAGAAACUGGCAAAAUCCAGUAGAGUUGGCAGUUGUGCACAUUGUAUAGCUAUAAUAAAAAAAAAAAAGGAAUCUUUUCUUCCAAACAUGAACACCUUGAAAUUCUUUGUGAAAUCUAAUUCAUAAAAUUCUCAUUGAUUUCGCACACAUUAAGAUUUUUGAUUACAAUCUUCAUAAUCAUUUUGUAUUUAUAUUUCAUAAUCAUAUUAUUUAUAUUCUUUCGUUUCCCAGUAAAUGAACUCUUGAAAUCUGUGAAUCUUUUCUAUAAAGCUUUUGAACUAACUUUUUUUAAAAUUAAUAUUAAAAAUAAUUUCUUUUUACUGGUAGUGUCUUUCAACAGUUUUGCAUAACUGUGAUAUGCACAAAUUUUGCAAAUCAGCCAUUAAAAAUAUAAUUUAUGUUUUAAGGAGAAGAACCAAUUAUGGUUUAAAUUAUAAUUUUUCUAGGAUAUGAAAUGAGCAUGUUAAAAAAAAAGUUAUCAAUUUAUUUCAAUACUGAAUUAAAUAUUUCUUACUAUAGUUUCUCUUGCAAAACAAAAUGUAACUUACAAUCAUAUUGUUAAUAAUUGAAAAGCUUGAUGGAAGAUGAUACACCUUAAAAAAAACUUAUUUCUUGUCCAAAGAUCUUAUUUAUUAUUUUGUCGACAAUAAGUUAACUAUCUAGUUAGCACGAGAACUCUUCCAGUGUUGGGUGAAUCAUUAGGAGGUUUGUGUUAUUUGUUAAAUUCUUCCCCAUAGAAACUAGUUAUACUUUAGUUUCCAUAAUUAAUGGUUAACACUUAACAGGGGUGAUUGUGAUACAAAUUGAAAAUUUUAUGCGUAAAAACUCUAUACAAUAUCAAUUUAUACACUAUUCAUAAUAUGGUUAAUCACGAUAUUGGAUGUUAAAAAUGCAAAAAUAUUAAUCUCGAUGUACGAUUUUUAAAUUAGGUAGAUAUUAAAAUUACGUGAAUAUGAAUCUCGAUAUUGGAGGUUCCGGCAUAGUGUCAAACAUUAAAAACUAUGAAAAUCCGACAAACCAAAAAUUAUAAUUGCAGAGGAGUCUAGUUUGAAAAAAUCUUGUUAAUGGGAAUCAGCGAAGGCUUCAAAAUAUAAAUUCUAGAUUGUAAACGAAUGAAGUUUUAAUUCUUACUUUAAAUUUGAAAUUGCAGUGAAAUUUUAGUCUGAUUAUAAGUUCAGAUUCGUGCAAAUCGGCAAAUCAGUGAUGCAGAACUCUACGAAAAAAUCACAUGCCUUGCUACUAGAUUCUAGACCUGGAUGGAUAAUACGAAAAACCCAAAAUACAAACACCCCCGACUUAAAUAUAUAAAAUUUGUUCGCACUGAUACGUGUACUUUCAUAUUAUUAAUAACUCAGAAAAGCUGUAGUAAUCCUCUGUAUAUUCAAAUAGCAAUAGGUUAAGAAGUUUUUUUCGAAUUAAUUUCUUCUUCCAAUUUAUUGCAGAUAUUUACAAGUAAUAUAAUUUCAUCAUUAUGAUUACAAUUAUUUUGUAACAAAUAAAUUUUAUGUUAAUUAAUACACAUUUUAUGUUGCAUUAUUGAUUCAAAAUGUUCCAUACAAUGCUUACAUAAAUCUACUUGGAGAAGUCAAGAUACAUUCCCUUUAAAAAUAAACCUUGUAUUGUUGACCAUAUUUUAAGAAAUGCUAUGCUAAUAAUAUCAAUACUCUUUUUUAAAAAAAUUGUUUAGAACUUUCACUUUUUGAAAUAGAUCGAGUUAUUAAAAAUUCUUCCUAAAUUUGCCCUGUUUACAACCUCAGAUUUUCAGUCCAAAAGAGCUCUUGUGAUGGGCUUGACAGUAGAAUGGUUCUCUGUUGUAAAAUAGAGAAACAAGAGUGGGUACGAAAGCAGUUAAAAUGAGUGGUUCGCAAGUUCACGAUUCAGAAAUCAAAUCAAACCAGAAAGAACACCAUUUACUCAAAUGAUCUUUAUCCAUUCAGCUUUUCAAUUGUAAUUAGAUUUAUGAGUAAUUGAAUACAUGUAAUUCAACUAUUUUGAAAUAUUGUUUCAUAACAGAUUUUAAUUGAAUAUAUAUUUAUAAUAAUAUUUUGAAUGUUCUUUGUUGUUACCAUUAAAUAUAUAUUUUUUCUUCAAAAUUUUUAAUCUGUUUCUUAAUGAUAAAAGUGUAUUAUAAAUGUACACAUUUGAUUUAGUGCAAAUAAUUUUUAUAUUUUAGUGCACAGACUUUUCAUUCGUUACUAACAGCAUCGAAUUGCUCAAUUUAUUUGAGAGCAUAUUCUUAAUUUAAUACGAAGUUUAAUUAUGUGAAAUUAUUCAGUUGUUCAUUGGUUGCAACCUAUUGAGGAACACAUUAAGGGAAUAUGCAUUUAUUGACGAUUUGUUCAAGGGGCAUUCCAUAUCAGUUAUUACAUAGCAAAUUUUUCUUAGAAUUUAUAUGGGUGUGAAAAGUUUUAUUUUUUAUGACGCUUUAUAGUUAGUUAUUAUAAUAAAUUUUUUUUAAAGCUUAUAUCAAGUUUUGAAAAAUUAUUGUAAAUUAAAAUUGACUUUUUAAAAGACAAUUUGAAGCUGUUUUCUUGGUGAAAUUCAAUAGUUAAGUUACAAAAGCAUUUUAAAGUUAAUGGGUUUGAUGUGGAAUAAACCCUUUAUACAAUGAGAUGUAAAGAUUAUCUUAUUAAACAUAUAUUCUUAAACAGUC
This is a messenger RNA of Parasteatoda tepidariorum (common house spider), 4843 nucleotides long. Its product is annotated as solute carrier family 35 member B1. Lineage: Eukaryota; Metazoa; Arthropoda; Arachnida; Araneae; Theridiidae. The record is from RefSeq and is a predicted model, not a curated record. Gene Ontology annotation, cellular component: endoplasmic reticulum membrane; Golgi membrane. Gene Ontology annotation, biological process: UDP-galactose transmembrane transport. Gene Ontology annotation, molecular function: UDP-glucose transmembrane transporter activity; UDP-galactose transmembrane transporter activity.